This is a messenger RNA of Nylanderia fulva, 2463 nucleotides long. The record is from RefSeq and is a predicted model, not a curated record. NCBI's taxonomy places the organism in Eukaryota, Metazoa, Arthropoda, Insecta, Hymenoptera, Formicidae.
GUCAAAAAUGUUUCAUUAAUUUAUGUUUUUGAAAAUAAAGUUGGGUAAGUGCUCAGCAUUUCCAGAUAAUAGACAAAAUUUUUCAAAAAGUACCAUGUUUGCAUCUACAUGAUUUAUGGUUAGAAGCAACCUUUAACAUUUCCAUAAUAUGUAAAGAAUGCACGGCAUUGUCAAAUAUGCCAUUGCGAAGUACGGAAUUAGAUGAGCACAAUAUGAUAUGGAGACACUACGAUCACCAUAUUACCACACCUGUAAUAUGGACUGAACACGCAACAAUGAUUGUGUCUAAUUACCUAAUUCCUAUUGAUAACGAAACUCGCAACAUUAAAAUGUGGUGCAGAUUUGAAACUUACAUGGAAUUUGCAAAAAAUGUAGCUGAAAAUAUCACAUUAUUCUUUAAAAAUGAAUGGAAACAUUCAAAUCAUAUUUCGAUGGUGUCUCAUGUUGCAAUUCCAAAUUUCCAUGACAAAGGCACAACAUUUUUCGGACUUGUUUUUUAUAGGGAAACAGAUAUCAUGUACAAUAAAUAUUUAUAUUCUGUUGCUAAAAAAUCAAAGGAGCUCAAUUAGUAGGACAUAAAGUGACACAACAAUGGUUUAAUAACAUGAUGAACAAUCGGUUAGUGUCGAAUACUUGGUUUAAAGGACUUAUUACAUUACUUGCAACGUAUGCUGUCAAUAAGAUUUAUCCUGAUGACAGAAUAAUAAAUUUAUUUGUUGUUCAAAAUUAACAUUACUCUUUUAAUUUGGAUGGUUAUCAUAUGUGGCCUUCUACUUCAGAAGUUAAUAGUUCACUGGAAAUUCCAAUUCUAUCAGAGAUCUAUCUUCAUGUUAUUAUAAAUCGAUUUCUCGCAAUAUUUAUUACUAAAACAAUAAGUAGUAAAGAUAAAAUAAUAUAUACACAAAGUAUCCGGAAAUAAUCGCACAUAUAGUAGAUAGAGGGAAUUAAUUGAAUGGUCCUUUAAAGUGUUGCUAUUUCCACCUUUCAUACUGCGCAUGAUGGAACACGCCUUAACUGAAAAAUAUUUUGGAAAGGAUUUCGCUUAUAUAUAAAUAGCACCCAAUUACAUCGUCAAAGUAUUCCGAAUUUUUGGGGAGAAAUUGCUGCUGUUAUAGGGAAACCAAAUAUUGAUCAAUUAACAAUAAAUUAUUGGGAUGCAGAAAAUCGUUGUCCUAUCAUAAAAAUAAUAAGAAAUUAUAAGACCUCUAUAAACGAAGUAAGAGUAUUCAUACAAAAUAUUGACAAAUUAAAAAUUGACUGCCUUCCUAUAACUAUUACUACGCAAGAGUUUCUCGAUUUUAACAAAUUUUAUCAUCAUAUGGUAUGCGGGACAGAAAAUUUGACAAUAUAUUAUACAUAUAUUCCAUAUAAUGAGGACGGUUGGACGAUAUUCAAUAUACAACAAAUUGGAUAUUAUCGCGUUAACUAUGAUAAAGAGAAUUGGAAAAGGAUUAGAAAUUAUCUAAAUUCUCGUAAUUACAAGAAUAUUCAUGUUCUUAAUCGUGCCCAAAUUAUCGAUGAUGCGUUCAAUUUAAUGAUAGCAGGCCAUCUCAAUUGCUCUAUAUUCUGGGACAUCACAUCGUAUUUAUAUCAAGAAGAAGAUUAUAUAGCAUGGUAUCCUAUGUUUAAAGCUCUGGAAUAUAUAUGUAAUACUUUUCCAGUGAUGAAAGAAGAAAUUGCAUAUAUGGCGCAACUAAUAAGUGAUACAUUAAACUAUGUACUUAAAAAAAUCAAAUAUGAAGAAAUUGGUGAUGUAGACGAACUUAGAAUAUGUUUACGACAAGAAGCUGCAAGAUGGGCAUGUCUUCUUAAUCACAUCAAUUGUAAGAGAGAAGCCAACAAUCAAUUAAAACAACAUUUCCAAGAUCCUUCAAAACACGAACUUUUGCCAUGGUGGAAAGAAUGGACAUAUUGUAAUGCUUUGAAGAUAAAUUCCGACAAAUUGAUUAGGGAAGCAGUGUCUGUUGAAGUAUCUGACGCCAAAUUUUUAGAAUACUUGGCUUGCAGUGAAGAUACUAAUACAAUUAAUCACUAUUUAACAUAUGAACCUUAUACUAAAGAACAAUAUCAAUAUUUUCGUUACAGUUUCUUACAUAUUAUUACGAAGCAUGCGAAUAAUCAAGCUAUCUUGAAGAACAUAUUAAAUGCUUUCUUUUUUUACGUAAAACCAAAACAAAUUGAUGUACCUAUAGCAUUAAUUAUUAUGAUUAAUAACGUAUAUUCCGUAAAUCUAACUCAGGAAAUAAACAAAUACGUUAAAUGGGUGAAAAACAAUACAGAUAUAAAUUAUGGAGUGAAAGGAAGGGAUUUCCUAGAGAAGAAUUUGGACAAAAUUGAAAGCAAGAUAACAAUUCGCAACAAUCAAAUCAAAAGACAGAUAGAGCUGUAUUAUGAUUGGUUUUACUUUUAGUGGAAUUAAAAAAUUGCAUCUUUUUGCAUGCGAGGAUAUAUUUCAUAUAAAUA